Molecule: messenger RNA, 3297 nt
Organism: Danaus chrysippus (African queen)
Lineage: Eukaryota; Metazoa; Arthropoda; Insecta; Lepidoptera; Nymphalidae
Source: the annotation of a GenBank genome assembly
AUGGAUAAUACCGCUUCUGCGAUUCAAACCCUUGAAGCAGCGGCGCAAAUGUUAAUGGCGCCGCCAAAUUUAGUAACUUCUGAGCAACGGCACCAAGCAGAAAGUGUGUUUCUAGAAUUUCGAAGUACCAAAAACCCAUAUCAAUUGUGCAGAGAGAUUCUUGAAAAGUCUAGUUCAGAUUAUGUGUUAUUUGAAGCAGCUGGUCUUAUAAAAACAGCACUUAUAAGAGAGUGGAACCUACUCUCUGAAAAUGAUAUAUCAUCAUUGAGGGAAUAUUUAUUAAGCUAUUUGCUAAGAAAUGAAAGUCCUCCUUUCUUAAAAGAGAAGUUGUUACAGACAAUUGCAGUUAUAAUCAAAAGAGGUAGUAUCAGCGAUGGUGGAAGAGAAAGAAAAGCAUUAUUGGAAGAGUUGGAAAAAAUUAUUUUAAGCUCACCUAUUAGUCAGCAAAAAUUGGCAUGCUCUCUGAUAUUGGCCAUCAUGCAGGAAUAUGCUAUUACAGUCAAAUCAGCUGAUGUUGGAUUAAUAUGGGAAGUCCAUUUUAGAUUAAAGAAAUCAUUUGAAGCACUGGAUUUAAAGAGAAUAUUUAGGUUUACUGUUAGUGUUUUAGAACAAAUAGUACGUUCUGGACACCGUCCGGAGGGUGAUCAGGCAUUGCUAACAAAACAAUUACUGACUAUUGUUGAAACUGUAUUGUGUUGGAGUCAUGUCUCACCGUUGUUAUCGAAAAGACUUAUUGGUGCUUUUGAGGCAAUAUAUGAAAGUGAUACUGCACCAGCUCUACGUUUAAGCUUAAAUUGGAAAGAUACAAUAAUGCAACCGGAACUGCUGGCAUUGUUCUUUGAAAUUCACAUGUAUGUACGAACUAAUCCCGAACUAGCAAAUCCUUCACUGACUUGUUUAGUUCAAUUAGCAAGUUUGAGUGGAGUUGUGGUUUCUGCUAGCAAUCUAAAACAACAGUAUUUAGAGAAUUAUGUCAAUAGUUUUAUGAGGAUGCUAGCUUUCAUUCAACCUUUUGAUAGAGAAAUGCUUGGUAUAUCUGAUAUUUAUCGGCGAUUAGUGCAAUUUUUUACACCUUCAAUGAUUGCUUCAACACCACCAGCUUUUCUACAAAAUCUAACAAAUUAUACUUGUCACUGUAUAAGGGGAGCAGUGAUGGAAGAAAGCGCAAAUGAUGAUACAGUAUGGAGAGAGUCACUCAACAAAUUUUUGCAUACAUGGAGUUCAAUAGCUCAUGAUUUAGAUGGAUUUACUGAUGAAACACUCAUGAACCCAUGUAUUGAAAUAUUUAACACAUAUUUACAAUGUAGAUUAGCACCACCAGAUGGGACAAGAGGUGCAGAAAACGAAAACUGUGCUGAAGAUAUUAAAGAUGAUAUUGAGGAGGAUGAAAGACAAUUACACAGUAAUGUUCUUCUUACUAUUGGAGCUAUUGCUCGCAAGGCACCUGCCCAUUGUUGUCACAUACUAUUUACUUUGCUCCAAGACAGGAGUAAGAGGCUAGAGAGUCAACUUCAGAUGAUGCAUAUGGGUAAAUUGCCAAUAGUCAGUGGUGGCGAACAGCUAGUUACACUAUUUGAAGAUCUUCACUGGAUUCUAAUGAUAACAGGUCAUUUCCUAGCCGUGGAUUGUACUGAGGGUGAAACAGUUAUGAUACCCUCGGAAAUCGUUCAAUACAGCAUCUCUCAAAACGCCAAUAUUGAAGCAUCUCUGAGAUUCCUUGUCGGAGAAAGCACAAGUACUGAAAACGUUGAUCCUAUAUUGAAAUUGAUCGGCGAGAUCCUUCGCAUCAGUUCGUGGGAGUGUAUGGCGUUAGAGGCGGGUUUGGCCGUAGUAUUUAGUCCGGAGCUAUCAGCCACGUUGUCAUGGCUACUUAAAAUAUGGGCCAAUUCGUACCUCGUACCACAGCCUUCACAUUACUCUGAGAUUCUAGAGGUAGCUUUCGGUCGUGGGUCGCGCGGCGUGUCGUGGGCUGUGUCGCUAGUGGCGCGACGGGCGGCCGCGACACUAAGACACCUUUCAGCGCAGCCAACGGCAGCCAAACACGCGCUAUUACUACUAGCGACCCUCGCACAUUCACAUCAUAAGGAAAGUCCAUUGGCUAGUUGUGAGGAGUUUCUGUCUCUGGUGGCUUGGGAGGCUGCUGGGAGUAACCUUCCCGGGGAAUUAAGGAGAGAGCUACACAGGGCGUUUGCUAUAGCUGCUACUUAUGCUGAAGGGGAAGUCCGUAAUCGACUUCUGGGUAGCACGGUGGCCCUUCAGGAUAAAUUACUGAAUAUUCUGAACACUGAGAGCGAUACGGAACCAGUUAGAAACAUGUUGGCCGAUACUCUCGACUGCUUUAUAGGGGUCACUGAAGGCGUUCUUGAGGUGGGCACAAUGGACGAACAGUUUAUAAUGUUGAUGGGUGCCCUUGAUAAAGUCCCGGGUAUAGUUUUCCGAUACCACAACUACCCGGGCGUGGUUUUGCCCGCACUCACAUUAUUAGCGAAAUCAGCCAAGAGAAUGCUGCACUCAGUACAGCCUCAGAACGUCAACAAGUUUCUUGAAGUUUGUAACGCCACGUUCGAAGUAUACACGAGGUGGAAUUCCGGUAAAAUAUCAAGUAUCCCUCAAGAUGCAGAGGAAGAAGCAUAUGAGGAUAUUUGCGCUCUGAUGGAAGUCAUUAGCAGUAUAUCUCGUUGCGGUGGUGGCGGGUCGUGGGGCGGCUCGUGUGCGAGAGGCCUGCGUUUAAUACUGCCGAUGUUGGCGCCACCACUACUAGCUAUGCCAACACUGGCACAUAAGGCGUAUCGAAUGUUGAGAGAUCUAGACCACGCUGAUCAGUUGACUAAUCUUCCAAUCGAGGACUUCAACAUGGUAAUAGCGGCUCUACGAGUUGGUCUUACCGCCGUGUCAUGCGAUGUUUCAACACUAUGCUGCGACACAAUCGUAGGGCUGUCCAAUAGAGUACGAACCCUCGGCGAUGACAACCCUUACGCCAUAUCAUUAUUAUCAUUAGCGGAAUUACUAUUAAUGUUAAUUAUAAAGAUGGAAAUACCACCCGAUUCAAUACCGGCGGCUGGCGCGGCUAUAUACGCGUUGACUUGCGUGAAACCGGCUUUAUUAGAAGGACUUGCGAGACAGCUGAUCGAGGCGUUUGCGGUUAACGACCCCGCCAAUGUUCCUAGAUUAGAAGAAUCCUUUGGUGUACUCACUAACGGAGUGCUCUUUGACGGCUUGAGAACACACAAGCUACGAUUUCAAGACAACUUCGAUAAAUUCUUAGCUAGUGUACAUGGUUUUCUUAUUGUUAAGUAA